Molecule: messenger RNA, 2964 nt
Organism: Cucumis melo (muskmelon)
Lineage: Eukaryota; Viridiplantae; Streptophyta; Magnoliopsida; Cucurbitales; Cucurbitaceae
Product: mechanosensitive ion channel protein 2, chloroplastic-like
Exons: 15
Coding region: 398-2575 (725 amino acids)
Biological process (GO): transmembrane transport
Cellular component (GO): membrane
Source: RefSeq, a predicted model, not a curated record
UCAAAAGAAUCUUUCUUUCUAUUACUGAAAAUCGAGAAUAGAAAGAAAACUGCAUGCAGAUGAAGUUUCUUUCUCAAGUUGCUGCCUUCAGUGUGCCUCUCCCUCUUAGUUUCUUUCUCAAGUUGAUUUCAACAACUCCGCCGUGGGGUCUUUGACUUUCUUUCUUUUUUAAUCGCCCCGUGUCCUUUCUGAAAAGUGGGUCCCAGUCUGUUUCUUUUUCAUUUCUUUCUCCUUACGCAUGAACCCCCAGAGAAAACAGAGACGGUGAGCUCGAUCGGAACCUCUAUGACUUUGCCCAUCAACGAAUUUUGACUCUUAUUUGAUUUUCAGCUGUCAUUGUGCUGCAAGGAGUCCCAUAGUCAAGUUCCAUCUUGCCGGCAUUUAUUUAGCUUUAGCAAUGGUUCUUGUUGGGUCUUUGCAACUGUCCUAUCAUCUGGGACCGUGGAGAAAUUAUUUGCAUGAAGAAAAUCUGAAGUUUACAUCCCAGAGCUAUGGCAUCCGGCUUCUGAAUGUAGCCAGUUCAUCAUCUCUUUUGUUUCAGAAGGACACUUGGAGCACUCAUUUAUUUAGCAUGAAAUACCCACCUAAUUACACUGUGCCUUCCAGAUACAAUGUAUUCAGGUGCCAGUCAUCAUUGAUGACAAACCAACCACUGGAUCUUCCUGGGAUGAAGGCUUCUAUAGUGACAUUGACGAGGUUUUGUAAUGUAUUAGGUGGUUGUCCUCCUUCAGUGAUUAAGUUAGUUCCCCCAGUUUGUAUUAUAAUAUUUGCUGUAUGGGGUCUUGGACCAUUUUUGCGUCAUACAAGAAGCCUAUUCCAUAAUGAUAGUAACUGGAAGAAAAGUCGGACGUAUAAUGUCAUGACCUUGUAUCUUCAACCAUUAUUGCUAUGGACUGGAGCCACACUUAUUUGCAGAGCUUUAGAUCCUGUAGUUUUACGUACAGAGUCCAGCCAAGUUGUGAAGCAACGAGUGUUGAAUUUUGUUAGGUCAUUGUCCACUGUGCUGGCCUCUGCAUAUUGUUUAUCUAGCAUGAUUCAACAAGCACAGAAAUUCUUCUCAGAGAAUACUGAAUCCAGUGACGCCAGAAAUAUGGGCUUUCAAUUUGCUUGGAAAGCUGUAUACUCCGCAGUAUGGGUUGCUGCUAUCUCAUUGUUCAUGGAGCUAUUGGGCUUUUCAACCCAAAAAUUGCUUACAGCUGGAGGUCUUGGGACCGUAUUGUUGACAUUAGCUGGCCGUGAGAUUUUCACCAACUUUCUUUCAAGUGUGAUGAUUCAUGCAACUCGUCCUUUUGUUGUUAACGAGUGGAUCCAAACAAAGAUUGAGGGCUACGAAGUUUCUGGUACUGUUGAGCACGUAGGGUGGUGGUCGCCAACAAUCAUUAGAGGUGAAGAUCGUGAAGCAGUUCACAUACCAAACCAUCAAUUUACCAUGAAUGUCGUUAGAAAUCUCAGUCAAAAAACUCACUGGCGGAUUAAAACCCACCUUGCCAUCAGCCAUUUGGACGUCAAUAAAAUCAACAACAUUGUCGCAGACAUGCGUAAAGUCUUGGCAAAGAACCCUCAAGUUGAACAACAGAGAUUGCAUAGAAGAGUAUUUUUGGAAAACGUGGAUUCUGAAAAUCAGGCACUUUUGAUUUUGAUAUCUUGUUUUGUCAAGACUUCACAUUUUGAAGAAUACCUAUGUGUAAAGGAAGCUAUAAUUUUGGAUCUUCUUAGAGUCAUUAGGCACCACGGGGCUCGACUUGCCACGCCAAUCCGCACAAUGCAGAAGAUGCAUAGUGAUUCAGACUUGGAAAGUGUUCCAUUUUCUGAUUCAAUAUUUGGCCACCGUGGUGCAACUUUGAAUCGCCGCAUGCUAAUGAUUGAGCCUCCUUAUAAAGUUCAUGGAGAAGAUAGAAAACAAAGCCAUAGCAGGACAUCACGCACAACUGGAGAACAAAAUGGUAAGCCCAUUGCACGGUCAUCGGGUGACAGCAAAGCAGCUAAAGAGACAAUGUCAUCUGAUAGAAAGACAGAAGUAAAGACUGGAGGAGACGCUGAUACAAAAAAGCAUUCCAAAGUUUCAAUGUCAGUCUCUGAAGACAAAUCAAGCAAUGAACUGAAACAUAAACCAUCAUCAAAGUCUGCUGCAAGUACCUCUGAUAUGCCAACUUCUGAUGCCAAACCAACUAAAUCAGAUGCUGAUAAUUCAUUGGAAGAUUCCAGUCCCAAGCAAUCCGAAGACAGCUUUGGAAGUAACAUGCAGAACUUCAAGCCUUCCCUUCCUGCUGUUUCCUCUCCGGAAGAUGUUAAGAAACCUGGAGGAACUACUUCAGCAGCAGCUUCACAGCAAAGAAUCGUAGGUGAGCAGACAACAGUUCCAAAUCCAUCAACAAAGAAGCCUGGCGUGGAAGAGAAUAUAAUUCUUGGUGUUGCUUUGGAUGGCCCUAAGAGAACACUUCCUAUUGAGGACAAUUUACCUACUGCCGCAUCAGGAGCAAAAGAUUUGGCUGUAUUCAAUGGAGCAACAAUGGCAGAUAAGAAUACGAAAUGUCAGUCUCCUUCAUCUCCUACCACAUCUUCUAGUGAACAGUGAGACUAGUUUGAUGCAGGGGAUCGAGAUAAGUAAACAACUUUUUUGACAGAGAAGUUUGCAUUGAGGCCCUUUGAAGCUGCCUUUUUUUCAGUGCUGCAACAAAGUAUUCUCACCUGACUACAGUUUGUUUGCAACGGAAUUAGUGUAGGGCAUGAAUGUACAUUGGUGUUGUUUUAACUCUUGUUUCACUGAAUUCUGAAACAACAAGCUGAUUACUUUCGGGAGAAGCGGCCAUUGAUGACAACACUUCAUUUUAAAGAAGUUUCUGUUGCAGUUUCUUGAUAUAGAGCUUACGCUUUGUACAUAAAACCUGUAUCUUGUGAACUAUAAAUUAUGUGUACUAACAAAGGAUAUGCUGCAUUGAAUCAAAUGCCUUUUGUUGAAGGAUC